UCCCGAGCUGCCUUGCGCGGACCGGGACGUUAGAGUGACAGGCCUGGCGUAGUGCUGACCCAGUGACAGGCCGCGUCUUCCCGCUGCUGCUUAAUAUGCAUGAGCUUGGCAGGAAGGUUCCGCCCCCUAGUGUAUGGAGCGGCGGGGCUGCCCAUCUCCUGCUAUUACCGACGGAGCGGCCGAUCCUCAGCAUCUUCCCCGUGAUGGCGCACUCCGGAGCCGGGGCAGCUUAGCCCGUACAAUGCUCGCUCUGGAAGAUUCCGCGUCACGGUCCAUGGAGCCGGCGGCAGAUGGGGAGAAGAAGCGGCCGGGGAUGGAGGGAGGCGCGACACUUGUGCUGCCCCCGGCUGGGACCGCGAACUCUGCGCUGCUGCUGCGGAGGAGACGGCGGCUGAAGAGGAAUCUGUCUGCGAACCCCCUGGGCACGGCCGCCGCCCCCUCCACCCUGGGGCCCGGCACCCGCAGCCUGGACAGGAAGACCCUGCUCAAGUACCGCCAGUGGGUGCAGCUGCAGCCGGCGGAGAGGGAGUGGGUGCGCGGCGAGCUGCGGAGGGGCUGCCUGCACAUCUACGAGCGCCACCCGGCCCCCAGCCUCAGGCCGCUGCUCUGCACACUGGACACCACGGCAGGGGAGGUGGCUGCGCGCCUGCUGCGGCCGGGCGGCUCCUCCGGGGCUCUACGGGUGCUGGGCCAGACCCCCGAUACGGCGGGUGAGGACCAGCGGGAGAUGUUCUCGGGCUCUGGCACCUGGGUGGGCACCCCUCACAAGCUGAGCCGCCCGGGCACCGCAGACUGUUGGGACACGGACGAGCUGAACGGACUGCACUCGGAGGACCCCCUGAGCCCCACCGUGUGCCAGGGACUGGAGCUCUUCCACUGCGGGGCCGCGUCCUCCUCCUCAUCCUCCGUGGAAGAACUGAACGCCGAGCCGCCACCUGCAGUCACCGUCCCUGCCCGGCCGCGGAGCCCUGUGCAGCCCCCGGGCGCCCUGUACGUGCAGUUCCACGGGGAGAGCAGCCGCCGGCUGGAGCCUCACGAGAAGCCGCUGCUGGUGCAGAACGAUUACCUCUUCCAGCUGGGCUUCCGGGACCUGUGCCGGGUGCAGGAGGAGGGCAUGGAGCCCGAGAUCGGCUGCCUCAUCCGCUUCUAUGCAGGAAAGCCUAAUGGAACUGGUAUGUCUGAUAGGACUCAGCUCUCUGGGACAUACAAUGUACGGAAAGGGAAGAUGCAGCUACCUGUAAAUAGAUGGACAAAGCGGCAAGUUAUCCUCUGUGGGACCUGUCUGAUUGUGUCAUCGGUGAAGGAAAGCCAGACUGGAAAGAUGCAUAUUCUCCCUCUGAUAGGUGGAAAAGUCGAAGAAGUUAAAAAACAUCAGCACUGCUUGGCAUUCAGCUCUUCUGGCCCGCAAAGUCAGACGUACUAUGUUUGCUUUGAUACGUUCACAGACUACUUAAGGUGGCUGCGACAAGGGUCCAAGAUUGCGUCUCAGCGUAUCAGCUCAGUAGACCUGUCCUGUUGUAACUUGGAGCGCCUCCCUGACAAUCUCUUCUACAGUCUAGAUCUUACGCAUCUCAACCUGAAGCAGAAUUCUCUCAGGCUUAAUCCUGACCCUGCCAUUAAAGGAACACUUGAUGAGCUUCACAGGUUUUCAAAGUUGAAGAGCCUCAAUCUUUCCAAUAAUAAUUUAGGAGACUUUCCGCUUGCUGUAUGUGGCAUCCCCACGUUAAUGGAGCUAAACCUUUCCUGCAAUGGUCUUCGGGUCAUACCUCCAGCAGUGAGAGAGAUGAAUAACCUGCAGACAUUUCUUCUGGAUGGGAACUACCUCCAAACGCUACCUGCUGAACUAGGAAGCUUGAGCCAACUCAGCUACUUGGGCCUCUCCUUCAACGAAUUUACAGAAAUACCAGAGGUUUUGGAGAAAAUGACUGCCAUGGACAAACUGUGCAUGCCAGGAAAUUCUCUUCAUGUGUUACAUUUGAAGGCUCUCAGACGAUUGCCCCAAGUCAAGCAUGUAGAUCUAAGGUUGAAUGAAAUCAAAAGCUUGUUGGUAGAUGAAGUAGACUUUCUGCUUCAUGUGACUCAACUGGAUCUUCGCGAUAACAAGAUAACCAUUCUUGAUGUGACUCCUCUAAGCAACCUAGAAGUUCUGCACUGUGAGAGGAACCAUUUGACCUCCCUUAAAAUAAGUGGUUACUACCUGAAGGCUCUUUACACGUCAUCUAAUGCACUUGUUCACCUAGAUGUUUAUCCAGACCCAUGUAACCUAGCAUUAAUGGACAUUUCUAGGAAUUGUCUGGAUUGCCUGCCUGAUUGGAUUUGUGAGAGCAAAAACCUUGAGGUCUUGGAUGUCAGUCAUAAUCACCUGACAGAACUUCCUGCACGGUUAUUCUGUGCCAGAGGUCUGCGGAAGCUUCUUGCUGGAUAUAAUAGACUUAAUCGUCUUCCUGAGUGUAUUGAGCGCACCCAACUGGAGGUGCUGGAUGUGCAGCAUAACCAGCUUCUGGAGCUCCCAGCUAACUUGCUGAUGAAAUCUGACAGUCUACGAUGCCUGAAUGCUUCGGCCAACAAUCUUGAAGUGCUUCCUUCCACUUGUCUGCCUGAGGAAUCGCAGAGCUCGCUGCAAGAAUUAUAUGUGACCAAUAAUAACCUUACUGAUAAAUGUGUGCCUCUAUUAACGGGACAUCCCCGCCUGAAGAUUCUGCAUAUGGCCUUCAAUCAUCUUCAGACCUUUCCCGCAAGUAAAAUGGCCAAACUGGAGGAGCUGGAAGAGAUAGAUAUCAGUGGGAACAAGCUGAAAGCCAUACCAACCACCAUAAUGAACUGCAGACGCAUGCACACUGUCAUUGCCCACUCCAAUUGCUUGGAAGUCUUCCCUGAAGUUAUGCAACUCUCGGAGAUCAAGUGUGUAGACUUGAGUUGCAAUGAACUGACUGAAAUAACUUUACCUGAGAACCUCCCUCCCAAAUUGCAAGAACUGGACCUAACUGGCAACGCACGGCUGCUGCUGGACCACAAAACCCUGGAGCUGCUCAACAGUAGCAUUCGAUGUUUUAAAGUGGACCAACCUUCAUGUGGUUUCUCUGCUAGUGAAGCCUCUGGAGCACCUGCAGUAUGGAGCCAUGGAUACACAGAGGCUUCAGGAAUGAAGAACAAACUCUGUGUUGCUUCCCUCUUGGUCAACAACUUCUGUGACAACCGUGAAGCAGUAUAUGGUGUUUUUGAUGGAGAACGUAAUUCAGAAGUGCCCAGUUUGCUACAGUGCACCAUGUGUGAUAUCUUAGCAGACGAGCUGCAAAAAACAAAGAGUGAGGAGGAAUAUAUGGGGAACACCUUUCUUGUAAUGCAGAGGAAGCUGGGUACAGCCGGACAGAAGCUUGGAGGUUCUGCUGUUCUAUGCCACAUAAAGCAUGAUCCUAUGGACCCUGGAGGCUGUUUUACACUGACCUCUGCCAAUGUGGGCAAAUGCCAAACAGUGCUUUGCAGAGGUGGGAAGCCACUCAACCUGUCCAAGGCUUACACUGUUAGCUGUGAUGAAGAACUAAAGCGCUUGAAGCAGCAUAAAGCAAUUAUCACAGAGGAUGGGAAAGUGAAUGGGGUGACUGACUGCACACGUAUCUUGGGUUAUACCUUCCUCCAUCCUAGUGUUACUCCACGACCCCACGUACAGUCUGUUGCUCUAACACCUCAAGAUGAGUUCUUCAUUCUUGGAAGCAAAGGUUUAUGGGAUAGCAUUUCAGAGGAAGAGGCUGUAGAGACAGUGCGCAACGUGCCCGAUGCUCUGGCAGCUUCAAAGAAAUUAUGUAGUCUGGCUCAAAGUUAUGGAUGUAUUGGGAGCUUGUGUGCCGUAGUUGUACAGCUGAAUGUUACAGAAGAUUGCUUUUGCUGUUGUGAUCUAAAUGGUGGAAUUCCUCCUCCUAGUCCUGGCAUUUUUACACCCUCUGUCAAUGUUGUUAUUAAGGACAGAGCUCCAGAAAGCUUAGGCAUGCCAUCUUCCAGCAGUGGUUUAGCCUCAGAAAUAAGCAGUGAGAUAUCCACCUCAGAGAUGAGCAGUGAAGUUGGGUCUACAGCCUCAGAUGAACCUCCUGCAGUUUCUCUUCAUGAAAAUGGAGUUGGCACCGUGGGGUGCCCUAGUGAGCAGCGAUGUACACUACAUCCUGUCUGCCUUUCAAGUUCCUUCCAACGUCAGCUGUCUAGUGCCACUUUUUCUAGUGCCUUCUCAGACAAUGGUCUUGACAGUGAAGAUGAGGAACCAAUCGAAGGUGUGUUUUCUAACGGCAGCAGAGUUGAAGUGGAAGUAGACAUACACUGCUCCCGGUUCAAGAAUGGCAGGUUGCCUCCCGCUACACCUGUGCAAGAACCUAGUGAUGAGGGCAUUGUUAUAAGCGCCAAUGAAAAUGACCUUGCCACGUUAAGUGCGAGGCAGGACUUUUCCUCCAGUACACUUGGUCGGCAGAGAAGAGCAAAUGGAUCGGUGGCACCUUCUGAAAAGAGUCACAACUUGAUUGAAAUUGCUGCAGAUGCGCCAAUGCGAAAAACAGGUGGUUAUUUUGCAGCCCCUGCCCAGCCCGAUCCAGAUGAUCAGUUUAUUAUACCUCCUGAACUCGAGGAGGAAGUGAAGGAGAUUAUGAAGCAACAUCAGGAGCAGCAGCAGCAGCAGCUUCAGCAGCACAGGCAAUAUCAAAUGGACCAGUUACCAGACUACUAUGACACGCCACUAUGACACUUUCAUUCCUCAUUGAAUACAUUUUAAUAGGACUCCCUAAGCUUUCCUUGCUCUCCUGUUGACCUGGGAAAAGCAGAAUUUUAGGUACUUAUUUUUCCUCCAAGCAUCUACGCUCCACUUCCUUUUAAAACCCUAUUAACCAUCCAAUUCUCACUCCUCUUUUACUGUUUCAUAACCUACUUAAAGUUCACCCCUCUUCUUUUUUUAACUAACCACCAGCUUUCCUCUAAAAACGCUUUAACUAGAAUCUUUUAAUCACUUUUUCUGUAACAUAUCAAGGUUAAGAAAAUUCAAGUUUGAAGAUGAUUUUGAUGAAAAAAAAGUUUAAUAUAUUGCAGAGAAACAAAUACAAAUUUGUAAUAUUUUUUAAUAAAAGAAAUAGUUUUGCUUAUUUCAAAAACAUGGCCAUGUAUGGCAAUAGUAAAGACUUGUAACAUAAAAUAACUUUUGGAAGUGAGAAUGUGAACUGACUGCUGUUGGGGACAAGAGGGACUGUGGGAAGUGCUAGAUAUUUGUAGAUCAAUGUGACUUUAACUCUUAGGAGUUGCUUACUCUUUCCGGUGACCUUAAAUCACGGAGUUUCACUAAUUUUCUCUGAGAGAACAGUUGAUUAGGAAAUUUUGACUUUUUCAAUGCUGGAAGAACCUGUCGGGUGAAACAAGGCGGCUUCUCCUAGUAGCUGAAGGGUCAGUGUAUAUAGCUUAUGUAUUGUAUAGUAUUCAAAAUGAAACGCCAUGUGGUGCUGCAGCCAUCAGAAGGUUGUUUUUGCUAGAUAUCUGCACCAGGAGUAUCUUUCUCAGCUGACGUGUGCAUUACUUGGGAAAUUUAAUAUAUUUUUUAGCUUUGAAAGGACACAACCAGCAUACAGUUGCUACAAAUUGAUGGUGUUUUUUAUAUCAAUCGAGCCCACAGUUCAAUUUAGUGGCUGUGAUGAAAAAAUUAGAUUUUUGUCAAAAAAUAAAUAAAAUGAACAAUAUCUGCUGGACCAUGUUUUUCCUUAUUUUCAAGACUGUGUUCUGUAUUGUCGCAACCUCAAUCCAGCAUGAUUGUACAAAGCUCACUUAGAUUCAGCUUUCCAAGCAUUCUAUCAGUGCUGAAUGCACAAAUGAAAAUGUCAUCAUUUUUGGUAUAAUAAACAUCAAACUUUACA
Molecule: messenger RNA, 5873 nt
Organism: Hyla sarda
Lineage: Eukaryota; Metazoa; Chordata; Amphibia; Anura; Hylidae
Gene: PHLPP1
Product: PH domain and leucine rich repeat protein phosphatase 1
Exons: 17
Coding region: 134-4720 (1528 amino acids)
Molecular function (GO): protein binding
Source: RefSeq, a predicted model, not a curated record